CUUAUCUGCUUACUAGAUAUAAGUCACUAUGGCCAGAUUAUAUUUCUUCUUUGUAAAAUAAUUUUGCAGAUACUACCUUACUACCUAAGAAAGAAUGGCCAUCGGCAACUGUUUCUGCGGCAAGAUUCGCAUCGAACUCAACGGCCCUCUGACAUCGGGCCUAUGCCACUGUCUCGACUGUCGCAAACUCACCAGCGGACCCUAUAGCUACAAUUUCAUUGUCAAAACCGCAGAUUUGACCAUCUCUGGCAGUCCAAAAGAAGUAGCAAAAACAGCCGAUAGUGGAAAUGACCUGAGGAAUUAUUUCUGUCCUGACUGUGGCACGCCGCUUUAUGGACGGAAGAUGAAAGCCAAUGGAGAGCCUGAUGAGAUCACAAUCGUCCGGGCUGGGAUAUUUGAUGAUGUUCAUUUGAAUGAGAAGCCUCAGGCGGAGAUAUACACUGAUCGACGGUUGAAGUGGGUAGAUCCGAUUGAGGGGGCUGGUCAGUAUAGUGGCAUGUUGCCGCUAUAACCUGGCUGCAUGAUGUACUCUGUAAACUAUAGAUGCAUAUCAAUCAAAGCAGACUGAUCGAUGGUGUC
Molecule: messenger RNA, 579 nt
Organism: Aspergillus wentii DTO 134E9
Lineage: Eukaryota; Fungi; Ascomycota; Eurotiomycetes; Eurotiales; Aspergillaceae
Product: GFA family protein
Exons: 3
Coding region: 95-511 (138 amino acids)
Molecular function (GO): carbon-sulfur lyase activity
Source: RefSeq, a predicted model, not a curated record